GGCUUCGAUUUCUGAUCACUUUUUCUGGGCAAUUAAUCCUUUCUUUUGUCGAUCACUUGUUCUUCAAGUAGUCCCAGAGUCCGAGAGUCCAAACAGAGCACGUUCUCGAGACCUUUACGACUCCGCAAAGAUGACACAACACGAUCUCGACUACGCCGGACGCCGGCUGCAGCUGCUGGGUUCCCGGGUCGUCGAACCUGAGAUGACCGGUCACCGUGUUAUUCCUACACAUCAUCACCAGCACCAACACCAACAGCUCGCCCGCCACCAAGAUGAGACGGAGGAGCUCAAUCCCAAAGAGGGGCCUCCUAAUGCCCCCGUGUUCUACAAGCCCGAGGCUGCUACCAAUUUUGAGCUGUUCUACGACUUGUGGUUUGUUGCGAACUUGAACGUCUUCACUGGAAUUCACGAUAUCUCCGACUUCUCGAAAUUCACCUCUUUCAUCGGCUACAUUGUUCUCCUGUGGACAACAUGGGGGUUAACCACAUUGUACGACGUGCGGUUCACAGCCGAUAGCAUCUGGGAGCGUUGCUGCAAGGCCGUCCACCUCGGAGUCAUGAUUGGAUUCGCCGAGAUUGGUACUAGCUUCGAUCCAGACGACCAGAUUGUAUCGAUCUUCAGGACCAUGUCGCUAUUUCUUGCAGUAUCUCGAUUUGUCCUGUUUCUCCAGUACGGAAUGGUCGCAUUUCAGAUCCGCAAAUAUGCUGACGGUAAAUGGCCCAUGAUUUCCACCGCUGUCCUGCAUUUCUGCGCCUCUAUGGUCUACCUAGGAGUCUCGUUCAGGUACGAUCUAGGCAAGAGUAGCCGAGUGUUCCUUGUCUGGUACAUCGGAGGCGUCCUUGAGAUGUUACUGCACCUAAUGCUCUCUCAAACAGCCCACUCCCUGACUUUCCUCGGCACUCAUUUGGGUGAGCGUUUGAACCUUUUGACGCUUGUUAUUUUGGGAGAAGGAUGUAUCAUCUUAGCAAAGAGUAUUACUCUCCUAGUGAAGGACACUUUUGCCAAAGAUUCCUCAUAUACGAUAUGGAGUCCGACCCUCAUCGGUCUUGUCACAGCCGGAACUGCCCUGAUCUACAUCAUUUUUCAGAUCUACUUCGACUGGAUGCAUGAUGAACACUCGAUGUCUAAACGGCAUCAAGUCUGGUGGACAUCGUUGCAUCUGCCUUUCCAUAUUGCGCUCGUACUUCUUCUUGAAGGCGCAAGCCAAUUUGUCGUCUGGGCGCGUAUUGUCGAAUCUGCCAAUUCGAUCAUCGCCAAGGUAAUAGCUACCGAGGAAAAGACUCUUACAGGGAACCCUACUUCCGAGGAGGUCGCCGAGAAGCUUAGUGAUCUAGUCUUACCAUUCCUAACGAAAUACCAACCCCUCGAUGUUUUGGAGACAAUGCAAUCGGUGAAUGAGACUCUGAAAGAAAUCGCCGAUAUGCCCGACUCAUUCUGGAGUUCGGAUCCCUCGCCGGAUGAUUCGAUGCUCGAACGAUACCUAAACGACCUGGCCGAGCUCACGAACACGAUGAUCAACGCUAUUUACAACGCAUUUGGCUUCAACCCUCCCGAGGAACAGGAGGAGUUGCCCAAGACAGAGUACUGGCAGACUGCUGCAGCGGUUGCUUCUGCUAAAAGAUUUAUCCUGGUUUACAUCUACGCGUUCGCAUGUGCUGGCAUUGUCUUGCUCUUUUUGACCAUUAUGCACGUCAUAUCUAAGCGAAAGGGCUGGUCGCCCUUCAAUAUAUUCCGCACCGCCAUCUGCAUCUCUAUCUCCAUCGUCCUGGCAUUGCUCACUAUCAUAGCUGCCAACCAGGAAGCGGUACUAGAGAACGCACGCAACACGGCCUUCGUAGGAAGCAACUGGAUGUUACCGACGAUUACGAUUAGCUACUUUAUCGUCCUUGUCAUGACCCACUUGCCACACCCAUCCGGCUUCUGCAUGGGUCAUUUCAGGAAGCGCACGUACGAUGAUGUUGAAGAAAAAGGAGCCGCGGAAAGGCAUGCUUUGACCGGCACGAGGGGCGCUCACGGCAUUGCGGACUUCGAAGACAGACGUACUGGCUACACAGGGGCCGGCUACGAUGUGUCCUCCCCACCCGGGUAUGACGAGCCUAGGACGAGGCGCUACCCCAGUGAAGCAAGGAGAUCGAGACCUAGAGAGGAGAGGAGAGCUAGCCGUGAUGCUGACCGAAGGUAAAUAAUACAAUGAAAAGUACAAGAUUAUGGACAACCAUGAUUGUACUUUAGGCGAGAGUAACGGUGGUUCUUAACGAAGACUGUCCACGAGAUAUGAUCCUGGUUACAGGGCUAUAUCGAACAACAUGGCGUUUUAGAACUUUACAUCAUCUUUCCGAUGGCCUGAUUUUUGAGCAUGGCGUUAGGGGCAUGGAAGAAAAGCGGUCACGUGGACCGCGAAGAGGGUAUACAUCUAUUCUAUUGACAUCAGUCACUUACAUUUUGGUUGCAUAUUUUCGAAGAAAGAAAUUAGAAAAUCUUACAAGUUCGAUUA
This is a messenger RNA of Annulohypoxylon truncatum, 2494 nucleotides long. RefSeq lists its product as uncharacterized. Bases 131 to 2182 code for a protein of 683 amino acids. The record is from RefSeq and is a predicted model, not a curated record. NCBI's taxonomy places the organism in Eukaryota, Fungi, Ascomycota, Sordariomycetes, Xylariales, Hypoxylaceae. The transcript has 8 exons.